AUGAGCAAGAAGCAAAAUAACGAGCCCAUCAAAGGCCAAGCCUCGCUAUUCUCCUUCUUCAAGAAGAGCAGCGACACGCCGUUGUCCUCGGCGCCGUCGCAGCGGGCCACUCCCUCCUCGACCACGACUACAGCUCGGAGCACCGGUAGCACCACCGCCACUUCGGCCGCCGCCUCGUCCGGGACCAAGCAGUUUUCGACGCCUCUGACAGCCAGCAAGAAGCCUGCAUCGUCUCUUUGGACUGCCAGCACCAAGAAGCAAGCCGAGGACGGCGCGACCGGCACCGCUGCUGCCCCCACCUCGUCUUCGUUAGGAGGCACUAAGAAUGUCAACCGCACACCGCUGACCGAACGUCGCCUCGCUCCUUCGUCGUCGGCAUCGUCGUCGGCAGCCGCGCCUGCGCAUGUCGGGUCCAUGACCAACACCCUCCUCUCACUUCGGAAGCCGACGCGGUCGUCCCUUCGUCCUCCUCGGCGCCGUCCUCGAUCAAAAUCGUGAGUCCGCUGGUCGGAACUUUCGUACACGCGUCUUGCACAGAGCUGACCUCUCAUGAUUCACUGUCGCGCUAGCCUACCAAACGAUCUGCUGUCGUCGACUCGGAAGAUGACGAAGCCGAGGACGAGAUCGUCGCCUUUAAGAAGAAGUUCUCCGUGGCCAAAACCAGAGCCAAGGCCACGGCCGUUGCUGACUCUGAAGAUGAGCGAGGUGGGUCUGCUCCACGGUCUGGGAUCAAGUCGGGCACUGGCGUCGGCUGAUGCUUGCGCAUCCGAGCCCUGCAGCGUUCCUUGAUGAUGAUAGCUCAUCGGAGGAAGAGGUCCGACCCCGCAAAAAGGCGACAAAGGGCAAGGGCAAGAAGGCCGACGACGACGACGAUUUCUCAGCGAGUGGGGGUGCCGACAGCGACAGUCAGUCGCGAGUCACGAAUUUGUAGAGGGUCCAUCUAUAUUACUGACGCCUGCCUUGUGCUGUAGGUGAAGACUACUUCAAGGACGACAUCGACAUGGACGAGGUCGAUAGCGACGCUUUCGAGCCUGCGCUCAAGAGCAAGGGCAAAUCCGUCGCUUCGUCUUCCCCUUCAACGAGCAAGAAGGCGGCCCCGACUGCGUCACGACCACCCCUCAAAUCCGCUGGUGCUUCGGGCUCGGGCGGGCUGUCAAGCAUCAAGACGCAAGCCGAAGUGGCGCGAGAGGUUAGUCGUGCCGGUGCCGAGCGCAACCGCUCACGCUGACGACCGUGGUUGGCGAUACAGAAAGCGAAGCAGCAGAAGAACGCCAACGAGGCCACCUUCAGCUUCCUUGUGGAUCCCAAAGAUGUGAGUCUAUGCCCGAGAUGUUGCACGCGGAGAGACGGAUGUGCGUUCUGACAAGAAUGGUUCUGCUCAGGCCGACGGCAUUCGUCCUGGAGAGCCGGGUUACGAUCCUCGCACGUUGCGCAUCCCGACGAAAGCGUGGAACACAUUCACGCCUUUCGAGCGUCAGUUCUGGGAGAUCAAGCAGAAUCACUAUGACACGGUCCUUUUCUUCCAAAAAGGCAAAUUCUUCGAGCUCGUGAGUUGUUUUUCAAAUCGGAUGGCUGCUGUAGCCCGCUGAUUCAUCCCUCCACUUGUGAUCGCAGUACGAGGAGGAUGCCGCGAUCGGACAUCGCGAAUUUGAUCUGAAGCUGACCGAUCGCGUCAAGAUGAAGAUGGUCGGAGUGCCCGAGGCGAGCUUCGAUUUUUGGGCCGCCAAGUUCCUCGCCCAGGGGUACAAGGUCGGCCGCGUCGACCAAGUCGAGACCGCGUUGGGCGCCGAGAUCCGAGUCAAGGACGGCAAGGCGAAUGGCAAGCCCGCGGCGAAAAAGACCGGCAGCCAGAAGGAGAUUGUUCGCCGUGAAUUGAAGAGCGUGUUGACAUCGGGUACGCUCGUCGAUGGCAGUCUGCUUACGGAUGACUUGUCGAGUCACUGCGUUGCUAUCAAGGUCAGUCUCGAAGCGUUCAGCGUCAGGAGCAGACCUGAGCAGGUGUCUCAGCAUGAAGAAGCUGACGCUUUGGUGACCUCACACAGGAGGACACCCCAACCGCAUCGUCGAUCCCCACCUUCGGGGUAUGUGUGCUCGACGCCUCCACGGCCCAGUUCGACCUUUCAUUCUUCGCCGACGACACGGGACGCACCCAACUCGAGACACUCAUCCGUCAGCUCAAGCCCAAGGAGGUGAUCCACGAGAAAGGCAACUUGACCGUCUCAACCUUGCGCCUCUUGCGCUCCUGCCUCAGCAUCGACACCCAGUGGACCGCGCUCAAGGCGGGCACCGAGUUCAAACGCGCCGACGACACGCGCAAGUCGCUCGUCAAGCUUUUCAAACAGGCCAAGGAGGCCAACUCGAGCAACGACGGUAUCGAUGUCGAGACGGCCGCCGAGGAGGAAGAGGUGGCGCUGGUACCCGAGAGCAUCCGCUCAAUGUACGACAAGCCCCUCGCCAUGUCGGCCCUGGGAGGCAUGAUCUGGUACCUCGAGCAGCUCAACCUCGACAAGGAGCUCGUGACCAACAACAAUUUCAACAUCUACGACCCAUUGUCCCAGGGCCGUGCGCUAGUGCUCGACGGCCAAACAUUGGCUCACAUCGAAGUAUUGCAGAACUCUCAAGGUGGCAUCGAAGGGACGCUGCUGCAGCUGCUCAGUCGAUGCGUCACCCCCUUUGGCAAGCGUCUCUUCAAAGUCUGGCUAUGCGCUCCGUUGCGAGAGGCCGCGGCGAUCAACCAGCGCCUCGAUGCCGUGGAGGAUUUGCUCGCUCACGCCAACUUCGUCUCGACUUUUGACUCGAUGGCCAAAAAUAUGCCAGAUCUUGAGCGCAUGCUUUCGCGCAUCCACGCCAAGUCGUGCAAGAAGCAGGACUUUCUCAAGGUCGUCGCCUCCUUUGGCAAGGUCGCGAGGACGCUCGAGGUGCUCGGCAACCUCGCCGACGAGUUCGUUUCGACUGGAAUCCCGCAGUUGAUUCGGAGUGCGCCGGAUCUGGGACCUUUGCUGGAGGAGAUCGAGGCGAUGUAUGACGGGGACGAGUUACUGCCUGUUGAAGGCAAGGACGAGCAGUAUGAGGUGAGUGGGUAGCCUGGGCACGGUCUAAAGCUGUCUACUGAUGUUUCUGGCCAUCUUUCCGCAGGUUGUUCGGCGGAAGGUCGAGCAGAUCGAGGAACAGCUGGAUGAGCAGUUGGAGAAAGCCAAGAAGGAUUUACGGUGAGUCGAGGGCUAUUCUCGAUGGAGCAAACUUCCUCAGCUGCUGAGCCGAAUGUACACGCUCUCGUCUGCAACAGCUGCCCCGCAAUCAUCUACCGCGAUAUUGGCACCAAGGAUAUCUUCCAGGUCAGUGAUCACUUUUCGUCCGUGUCGUCGAAAAAAACAAUGACACGAGUGCUGAUCUGUUUGCUGCGAUUCCAGAUCCAAGUCCCGGUCAAGAUCAAAGCACCUUCCAAUUGGACCAAGAUGUCCAGCACCAAAGUGAGCCCGAGCUCAAUUACAGUCAAUUUGAGUCUGCGCUGAGCAGAACGUGUGUCUUCCUCGACUCUCUCAGGAUGUGAAUCGUUACUGGUCGCCCGAAGUGACGCGUUUGGUGACCAAGCUCAAGGAGGCGCGUGAGCGCAAGCAAACUGUCGUCAACGAGUUCCACUUGCGCGUCUACGCUGCCUUUGACCGCGACUAUUCAACGUUCUUACAAGUCGUCAAGACAGUCGCCGAGCUCGACUGUCUGUUCAGUCUGUCCAAGAGUUCGGCGGCGCUCGGUGAGCCCGCGGUCCGGCCAGAGAUCGUGGCCGAUUCGGAUCGCGCUGUGCUCGAGUUCGAAGAGCUGCGCCAUCCUUGCGUACUCAAGUGAGUUGAUUCACUACGAUAAGUUCUUUUUGUUCAUGUACUUAGUCGAGCCUUGCGCAGUGCUUCGGUCGAUUUCAUCCCCAACGACGUCACUCUCGGCGGUGACGCCGAGCAGCUCAUCUUGCUUACGGGUCCCAAUGUGAGUAUUCUGGCCCACGGGACUGUUUGAUUGAAGCUUACAAGGUUCCUUGAUCUUCACAGAUGGCGGGUAAAAGUACACUACUGCGCAUGACCUGUGCCGCCAUCAUCAUGGCUCAACGUGCGUGUGAAGGGCACCACAGUGGAAACCCCCGUCCCAAUCUGACUAACUGUCCAUCGUCGCACAGUUGGCUGCUUCGUACCGGCUGCCAGAGCGCGCAUCGCCCCCGUCGACGCCAUCUACUCUCGAAUGGGUGCCAACGACUUUAUCUUUGCGAACGCGUCGACGUUCAAGGUCGAAAUGGACGACUGCAACAAGAUCCUGACCAAGGCGACACCUCGAUCGCUCGUCAUUCUCGAUGAGCUUGGACGCGGUACCAGCACGUAUGAUGGGAUGGCGAUUGCCUACUCGGUCUUGCAUCGCUUGGCGACCCAUGUUGGUUGCGUCGGCUUCUUUGCUACCCAUUUCACGUCGCUCACUGAGGACUUUGAGGUGAGUGGACGACAACGACAUCUUCGAUCACCACAGUUGAUGGCCGCUGACCAAAUUGUCGUCGUAUUCUUCGCAAUCUCUGGAUCACAGUACCAUCCUCAGUGAGUCCCGCUGCAUUGCCGAGUAUGUUCUUGUACGACAGUUCGCUGACCGCCAACUGGCUGCUCAGAAUUCGACUGUGCAACAUGAGCACCCAGGUCUCGGAUGAUACUCGAGCAGUGGUUUUCUUAUACAAACUUGUGAGCUCAGGCGAAAAUUUCCAUCUGUUCGUUGUGCUAGAACCUGACACCAGACUUGGGUGACUGUAGAUCAACGGCUCGGCGCCAAAGUCGUACGGACCCCAUGUGGCGGCGAUGGCGGGUAUGCCCGAGUGAGUUGUCUGCUCCAUCAUUGUACAACUGGAUCAACUGGCACACUUCACUAACCCCGAAACCUUUUGAGGAUGUGUUCAGCUCGCUCGUUCAACGCGCAAUCGACAUCUCGCGUCAAUUCGAGACGACCUCCCGAGCGCGCGAGCGCAAGAUGCGCGCCAACGAGUCCCUGCCGCUAACGCUCCAAGCUGAUGCGGCGUUCCUCAUAAAGCUAGCUCAACUCGGCCUGGACUCGUACGAAGGUGACAAGUCGCAGUUGGUUCGCACGUUCAAGACGAUCAAGCAGGGUAUCGAUCUCGUGCACCGGAAACCUUGCGCGGCAUCUCCAUCGUCGUCCGCACCCGCGGCUCCUUGA
Microbotryum saponariae is the source of this 5196-nucleotide messenger RNA. The record is from the annotation of a GenBank genome assembly. NCBI's taxonomy places the organism in Eukaryota, Fungi, Basidiomycota, Microbotryomycetes, Microbotryales, Microbotryaceae.